AUGAUAUCAGUUAGAUUAGUAUUACUGUUGGCAAUUAGUUGCGCUGGUCUUUUCUUUCCCCCAGGAAAUUCAGUUAACGAUGCUGAAGAUGAUGAUGGUACCGACGUUGAAUUCUUAGCCAAAUCAGGCUUUCUGGAAGCUAAGCAAGGAAUUUUGAACGGUAUAGGACAAAUUACUCAAAAAUUAGCACAAAGUAACAUAGAGAUCAUGUCUCAUGCAGAUGAUAUCAAUGAAGUUUACAAGCAGCUACCGAGUGGCAAAAAUAUGAAGGGAUGGAAAAGAGUUUCCAAAUAG
Molecule: messenger RNA, 294 nt
Organism: Enterobius vermicularis (human pinworm)
Lineage: Eukaryota; Metazoa; Nematoda; Chromadorea; Rhabditida; Oxyuridae
Source: the annotation of a GenBank genome assembly